AUGAUCAGUGCUACGAGGCGCUGGUUUCGGCGCAAUCGCAAAACCCUCGCAAUCGGUACAGGCGUUAUCGGAGUAGGCUAUCUUGCAGGACAAUAUGUACUGUCUAAGAUUUCGGAAGCACGAGAACGCAUGAGCAGUGACCGUAUUGCCAGAGAGAACUUACGACGACGAUUUGAGCAGAACCAGACCGAUUGUACAUAUACCGUGCUAGCUUUGCUGCCGACUGCGGCAGAGGACAUCUUAGAAGCUCUCCCGGUGGAGGAGUUGACGAAGGAGCUACAGAAGAAACGCGCGGAGCGGCUGGCCCGUCUUAAUGCCGGGGAAGGGACAACGACGGGGUCGGACAUGAGCUCUGUAACCCCCAGUCUGCCCGAAGAUGAUAGAAAAAGCCUGUCAAGUGAUUCUUUCCUGCGCACCAGCCAACUCGGCGAUUCGACUGUUGAAGGAGAUCCAUCCUCCCAGCCGAAGCGGAACAAGACCCAGCUUUGGAACGAGGUCAAGAUUACCUCGACUACUCGAGCAUUCACCCUCAUCUAUACCCUAUCGUUGUUGACUAUCUUCACACGCGUCCAACUCAACCUACUUGGCCGCCGGAACUACCUUUCGAGCGUGAUUUCUCUAGCCACACCCCCCGCCGACUCUUCAACGAUCAGGCUAGAGGACCACGAUGAUGAUCUUACGCAGACUUUGGGAAAUGAUUUCGAGACUAACCGACGGUAUCUCGCCUUUAGCUGGUGGCUGCUGCACCGUGGCUGGAAACUAUUGAUGGAGGAGGUUCAGACGGCAGUGGAGGAGGUGUUUGGUUCUCUUAACCCACGGGACGAUAUUUCGUUUGAGAAAUUAUCAGAAUUGACUCUCCAGGUCCGAAAGAGGGUUGAAGGCGACACCGAGGAAGACAGGAAGCACCGAAAGUGGUUGUCCUAUUUGCUUCCUCCACGUGAAGAAGAAGAUAACCUGCUUGAGGAAUCUGGCGUCCUCGGGGUUACAGAAGCUGCCACGCCCCAGACCGCGGCGACGUUGCGACACCUCCUCGAUGAGACAGCCGACCUAAUCGAUUCCCCAACAUUUACUCGUGUUCAGAUGCUUCUGAACAAUGAAUCCUUCGAAACUUUGAUCCAGCAGUGCAAGGCGGAUGCGUUCAAACCCGCUGGGCCUGUGACAGCACCCCAAUCUUUUACAUCUGUUGGUACAGUUGUUCCACCCUGGCAGGAUUCCGAACUGAAGACGAAGCUGGCGAAUGUCCUCGCGGUGCUUGCUCGGCAAGCACAUGUUAUUGGCAACGGAGCAUCUCCUCCAAAUCUAUACGUGACCGCAAUGGACCAAGGCGUUCGGGAGUUGGAAGCGUUCGCGGCAGUGGUGUACAGUUCAAACUUUGACUCCGAGCUUCUGGGUGCUGGAUCAGGAUCUGGUUCUUCUGGUGGGGCGGGCACAGCGCCAGACUCCGCUUCUUCUUCCCCUGUAAUUGUUUCCCAGGACGACAGCGAGCUCGAUCAUGACCGGGUUGCUAAGGGGCCUUCAGCGGUACCGAGAUCUGAUAAUAAUGAUUUGGAGAAGGCAUGGGGAAGGGCUGUUGAGGAACAGCCGGGCAGUGGACCUGCUGCAUAG
Aspergillus puulaauensis is the source of this 1605-nucleotide messenger RNA. RefSeq names its product peroxisomal biogenesis factor 3 (gene PEX3). The record is from RefSeq and is a predicted model, not a curated record. Gene Ontology annotation, biological process: protein import into peroxisome membrane. The transcript is spliced from 4 exons. Lineage: Eukaryota; Fungi; Ascomycota; Eurotiomycetes; Eurotiales; Aspergillaceae. The coding region runs from base 1 to 1605 and encodes 534 amino acids. Gene Ontology annotation, molecular function: protein-macromolecule adaptor activity. Gene Ontology annotation, cellular component: peroxisomal membrane.